AUGGGAAGCGAAAGCCCACGCCGCGUGCUGACGAACUUCAGCGACUAUUCUGGUGCACCCAAGUGGGUUCUGGGGCCACAUCCUCAAUGGAGCCCUCGCAAACGCGACCGCUUCGUUGAGAAACAGGACUCAUCUCCAGGACCGGGGCGCUAUAGCCCUAGCCCCAAGGGCCAGGUGAAACCAUCCUGGGGCUUCGGAACUGGCGACCGGGAUUGGAACCACUUGCCUCAUGACUACUGGCCGAAACCUAUGGGCGCAUCACCGGAUUUGUAUAGCAAGCACGCGCCGGCCUACCCAAACUUUUGUAACAUGCUGGGGCGACAUCACCACAGUCUGACGUUGCGGCAAUGUGUUGAUAGAUUCAUGACUUGCCAGACUUCGGUGAAGCAGCGACCGCGGUCAUUCGGGCGCUGCCACAAAGCCUUUAAUUUUGAUGUCCCAGACACGCCGGGGCCUGGAGAUAUUGAUGUGGAUGUGCAACAUCCGGGUGCACCCUCUUGGCACGGCGUGCCGUGUUGUUUCACCACGAUGGACCGAAGGGAAGGCUAUCCUCUGGAUGGAGAAAUGAACGAGAUGUUCUUGGAGGACGCGGAGCAAAUGUUUGAAGGAGACGAGGCCCGGGCCUUGGACGCUGUUUGGAACCCCGUUCCGUCUCUCAUGGGACUUCCUCGGUAUCUGCGUCGCGCGCGGAUGUUUGGGCGAGGGGAAGAUGAGCCGCCGGUGAAUCUGCAGAUUUGCCUUCCGAGUGGCUCAAAUGUGAAGUUGUCAUUUACCACAGGAACCCUUAUGAUCGAUGUGAAAGAUGCAGCGCAAGAAGCUUUCAAAGUCGGUUUCAUUCGACUGGUGACCCCUGCCGGCCACUUCAUUCGAAGUCACUUGACUAUUGAAGAUGCUGGACUGCGAGAUGGAGAUACGCUGAAUGCCAUAGUUCAACCUGUGCAAUUGUCUUCCAACGGGUCCGUUUUCGCUUUGUGGAGCAACUGCGGCUUGGUGACCUGGGGCAUCCCAUAUUUUGGCGGCCUUUCCAGCGAAGUCCAAGACCGACUCCGCUCGGGCGAAGUGCGGCUGCAGCAGCUCCAGAAUAGUCAGCGGGCCUUUUGCGCUGUCUUCGAGGAUGGCACAGCCAUGGCAUGGGGUGAAUCAACCAGUGGCGGUGAUUCCAGCAAAGUGCAGCCAAUGCUGAAAGACGUACUUUGUGUGCAAGCGUCGCAGAAUGCUUUUGCAGCGAUCCUGGCCAAUGGCCGGGUGGAGACUUGGGGUGCGCCGGACUUUGGCGGGGACAGCCGGGCAGUGAAAGAGCAGUUGCAGCAUGUGAAACAGAUCCAGUCCUCCGACGACGCCUUUGCCGCCCUGCUGGAGGAUGGUCGCGUGGUGUCUUGGGGCGACCGGUACUUCAAUGAACGGAUCGCAGGGCUGGACAUCACCAACAUCGACAAGGUGCAGUCUUCCGCCGGCGCCUUCGCAGGGAUCGACGUCUCCGGCAGCGCCGUGGCCUGGGGCGACCCCGAGAAGGGCGGCGAUUGCACGGCGGUGAAAGAUCAACUCACAAACAUCGUGGCCAUCCAGGGGAAUGACGAGUCCUUCGCAGCCUUGCGCGCCGAUGGGACGGUGGUCACAUGGGGGGACCCUGAAGCUGGUGGUGAUAGCAGCUCUGUCCAAGACAAGCUGAAGAAUGUGAAGGCUAUUCAGGCUGCAAACUAUGCCUUUGCUGCCAUCUUGGAGGAUGGGAGUGUCGUUUCUUGGGGGCGUCCGCAAUAUGGCGGCGACCAACAAAAGGUGGCGGAUCGCUUGAAGAAUGUGACCCACAUCCAGGCAACGGAAGGUGCCUUUGCCGCCAUUACCGGUGAUGGAUCGGUGGUGUCCUUGGGUGAUCCCAAUUCCGGCGGUGACAGCCGAAUCUUUGAUGAUCUCUUUGUAGAUGUGAAGAAGAUCUCCGCCUCCGACGCUGCCUUCGCUGCUUUGCUGGGCGACGGCGGCGUCGUGACGUGGGGCGACCCCAACCAGGGCGGCGACAGCAGUACAGUUCAAGAGCAGCUCUGGGAUGUGCAAGAUAUCCAGUCGACUGAGCGAGCCUUUGCUGCGGUUCUGGCAUCUGGCACAGUGGUCCCAUGGGGUAUGUUGACCCAUGGCGGAGCAAGUCGGGAGAUCCAUCAGCAGUUGCUGCAUUUCAUGUGAAAAAAGGGCGGUCCGAGC
This is a messenger RNA of Cladocopium goreaui, 2193 nucleotides long. The record is from the annotation of a GenBank genome assembly. Lineage: Eukaryota; Dinophyceae; Suessiales; Symbiodiniaceae.